This is a messenger RNA of Parnassius mnemosyne (clouded apollo), 693 nucleotides long. NCBI's taxonomy places the organism in Eukaryota, Metazoa, Arthropoda, Insecta, Lepidoptera, Papilionidae. The record is from the annotation of a GenBank genome assembly.
AUGGCGACUGAAACUUUAAUCCCUCUUGAAUCUAACCCUGAAGUAAUGAAUAAAUUUCUUCAAAAAUUGGGUGUCCCCAGCAAAUGGAAUAUCGUCGAUGUUAUGGGUUUAGAGUCUGAAAUGUUGUCAUGGGUUCCGCGCCCUGUUCUCUCAGUUAUGUUGCUUUUCCCCGUUUCUGAAGCAUAUGAAGAAUAUAAGCAAAAAGAAGAGAAUGAAAUUCUGUCCAAAGGCCAAGAAAUUAGCAGUAAUAUUUUUUAUAUGAAACAGAAUAUUAGUAAUGCCUGUGGCACUGUCGCUCUAGUGCACAGUGUUGCAAACAAUACUGACAAAAUUCAACUGACUGAAGGUCACUUAAAGAAGUUUUUGGAUGAAGCUAAAGACUUAGAUGCUGCUGCUCGUGGCACUUUGCUUGAAAAAUCAGAAGGUAUUAUUAAUGCUCAUAAAGAAUUGGCCCAAGAAGGACAAACUAAUACUCCUAGUGCUGAAGAUCCUGUUAAUCAUCAUUUCAUUACUUUUGUCCACAAAGAUGGAGCUUUGUAUGAGUUAGAUGGUCGUAAGGCAUUUCCUAUAAAUCAUGGGCCAACUACACCUGAUAAUUUAUUGGAAGAUGCAGCAGCUGUUUGCAAGAAGUUUAUUGCCCGUGAUCCAAAUGAAGUCCGCUUCACUGUAGUUGCACUAACUGAGGCUAAUUAA